Molecule: messenger RNA, 2610 nt
Organism: Ilex paraguariensis (yerba mate)
Lineage: Eukaryota; Viridiplantae; Streptophyta; Magnoliopsida; Aquifoliales; Aquifoliaceae
Source: the annotation of a GenBank genome assembly
AUGGGGGAGUCGGGCUCAGUUGAUGUUAUACUGGAGUUUUUGAGGAGGAACAAACUUACGAGGGCAGAGGCUGCUUUGCGCAGUGAACUAUGCAGCCGCUCGGAUUUGAAUGGAGUACUUGAAAAACUUGCCCUUGAAGAAAAGGAUGAAGCAAAUGGGGGCGCACUGGCUGCAGAAAAUCAAGUCACGAGUUAUCAAGGUAGUGGGGUAGUAGUUUCUAAGGAGCUUAUUGUCAAGGAGAUAGAGUGCGGGGCUGCGAGAAAUGGGUCCGAGGGCAUAUGGAAAAAGGAGGUUGCUUAUGUUGGGGAACGAAGUAAGGGUGACGAACUGGUUGGGACGAGUGACAAGCAUUUUACCUUUUCUAAGAGUUUGGAGGAUUCGGUGCUUGAUUUGUAUAAUUUGAAGUACAAUCCUAGCAAUGGCCCACUUGUUUAUUAUCAGAAUGAUGACAGUGUCAAUGAGAACAGCUUUUCGGAGUUUCAGGUCUCUGUUCAAUCAAGGUUUCAGUCGGCUGAAAUUUCGGAUAUUGGUAAAGCUAAUGCGAAAUGUGGCGAAGAUAUAACUUUUUCGAGUGAAACGAAAGCUUCAUGGCUUGGAAGCACUAGCAAAGCAAAUGUGGAAUUAAAGCACGAGAGGAGCCAAACUAACGAGCUUAAGGAAGUUGAUCAGCAACACAGGAUCAGUGCUGCCUACUCCAAAGAUGAGUUUGUGGAGAAUCCGUGGUCUAGAAGUGAUAGACCCUCAAAUCCAUCUUCAGAACUGUGGAAAACUUGUUCAAUCAAACCUGUUUUCCCAUUACCCAAAGUGGAUGCGUCUACCAGUUAUGAUAACUCAAUUGGCAUAACUGACAAAAAAGAAGGAAAAAGAAAAGUUGAGAUCAAUGACAUUAGGGCAUCAGUAAAAGAGGAAGUGGAUGAGGUUGGAAGAGCUUUGUACUUUGGAAAGGCUCAAGGGAGUGCUGAGCCAAAAGGUUUUAGUGCCUUAGGUUUUCAUCUUGCAUCUGAGAAUCAAAAAGAAGAGUUCCCAAGGUUGCCACCAGUUAGACUUAAGUCAGAGGACAAGUCUUUCAAUAUAAAUUGGGAGGAGAAAUUUGAAUGUGAUGGAACUGAAUCGAAGAUUAUUAAUGCUGAAAAUGCCUACCUUAUAGGGUCAUUUCUUGAUGUUCCUAUUGGGCAAGAAAUUAACUCUGCAGGUGGAAAAAGGCAUGGAGGAGGCAGUUGGCUCUCUGUAAGUCAGGGCAUUACUGAGGAUACUUCUGAUCUUGUUUCUGGGUUUGCAACUAUUGGUGAUGGAUUGAGUGAAUCUAUUGACUAUCCAAAUGAGUACUGGGACUCAGAUGAAUACGAUGAUGAUGAUGAUGUAGGCUACACUAGACAACCUAUUGAAGAUGAGACCUGGUUUUUGGCGCAUGAGAUUGACUACCCUAGUGACAAUGAAAAGGGAACAGGCCAUGGGAGUGUUCCAGACCCACAAGAAAGAGGUCCUAGCAAAGCUGAUGAUGAUGAUCAAUCUUUUGAGGAGGAGGAUUCUUACUUUUCUGGUGAACGGUAUUUCCCCUCAAAAAAUGUUGAUCCAGUUGCACCUUCUGAUGAUCCUGUAGGGCUGUCAGUGACUGAAAUUUAUGGGAGGACAGAUGAAAAUAACUUGAUAGCUCAAUAUGAUGGACAGUUGAUGGAUGGAGAGGAACUGAAUUUGAUGCGUGCAGAACCUGUUUGGCAGGGCUUUGUCACUCAGACAAAUGACCUUGUAAUGUUAGGGGAUGGGAAAGCUCUGAAUGAGUGUGUAAGGCCUCGGCUGGACGAUGUUUGUAUUGAUGAUGAUCAGCAUGGCUCAGUUAGAUCUAUUGGCGUGGGAAUCAGCAGUGAUGCUGCUGAUAUUGGUAGUGAAGUGCGGGAAAGUCUGAUUGGAGGUAGUAGUGAGGGGGACUUAGAAUACUUUCAUGAUCAUGAAGCUGGUACUGGUGGGUCCAGACCAUCGCAGAAUGGUACCAAUAAGAAACAUCUUGGUGGAUUCAACAUUGACAAGAGAAGAACUAAUCAGGAUUCUGAUGAGUACAUAAUGGGAAAUGAUAAAAGAGGGUGUGAACUGGUGAAAACUCACACAGAUGGGGGGUUCUCGUUUGUCCCUCCUAGAGAUGGGCAGUUGGUGCAGACGAGCUCUGGUAAAUCUCUGUGGUCAAACAAGGGCAACACUAUUAUAAGUGAAGAAAGUGGAGAGUGUCUAAAUACUCUGAUGGGAAAUGAUGACAUGCUUGCUUCAUGGAGGAGAAAAAGCAGUGAGUCUUCACCUAUCAAGAGUUCAAGGGAUGAAAACAAUGCUAAUGCUUCAGGAUCUGCAAAUUCUAGCCCCUCGAGUCUCUCAAACUAUGGUUAUGCCGAAAGAGAGCAUGUCAAGGGAGAAGAGGAUGAAAAAACUGCUAGUGCAAGAGAAGAGGAUCCAGGAGUAUCAUUGGAGGAUGAAGAAGCAGUUGCUGUUCAAGAGCAAGUAAAGCAGAUAAAGGCCCAGGAGGAGGAAUUUGAAACCUUUAAUCUUAAGAUUGUGCACAGGAAAAACAGGCAUGCUUUCACCUACAGAUUUAAUUACUUCUGCAAUUUAUAUCAAGAUGUUUAG